This is a messenger RNA of Pseudogymnoascus verrucosus, 2109 nucleotides long. RefSeq lists its product as uncharacterized. The transcript is spliced from 11 exons. Bases 1 to 2109 code for a protein of 702 amino acids. Gene Ontology annotation, biological process: protein phosphorylation. Lineage: Eukaryota; Fungi; Ascomycota; Leotiomycetes; Thelebolales; Thelebolaceae. The record is from RefSeq and is a predicted model, not a curated record. Gene Ontology annotation, molecular function: ATP binding; protein kinase activity.
AUGGCUUGUGUCAACCCUGACUGCUCCUAUAUGCACGAUGCCACCGGCUUGUUGUUACCCCCAGUCCUGCAGCCAAAUCCCGACAUCUCUGGGAUCGGGCCCUCGGCGCGAUUUGGGGGACUUCUGGUUGAGGCUAUCCUAGCAAUGAGCGAUGCACAAAUUGUCACAGGACUCUCCAUACUCAUUGGUGGCUUCUCGCAAAUCAAUUGCGGCCUUUCUAUUUUCCAUUGGCACAUGGUGGUCCGCCUUGCGUGGUUCUCAUCCGUGACGCAUCUUACAACACUGACAUUCCUCCGGCGAUAUAUCCAAGAUAAUAGUGCGAUUAGGAUACUGAGGCUGGUUCUCAUGUUGGUACUUAUGCUCAUGCUAGCUGUUGCCCUUAUCCCGACUGGUGGAGAGUGUGGAUUGGAGAAUUAUGAACGUGGGUAUCCAUCUACGUACGGCAACACUAGCACCAACGAGUUGAGCUCCCUUACGAGAGUGUUCAAACUCUUCCGCGGGAGCUCUGGGUUUUCGAAGACAUGGCUGAGGCAUAAACCUGCGAAAAUGUGCAAACGUAUCGCAAGUAAGUUGGAAGAGCGGUAUUACGAUUCCUACUUAAACUCAGCGCGCGGCAUGUACAUUGCUUGCUAUUGCGCUAUCAUGGCGUUUAUAACUUUUGCACGAGCUAUUUAUGAUUGUGUUGACUCCUUACUUUUUGAGAUUGUCUGGCUACUCUUUUCAUUGGCUUGGGGAACCCUACGAAUAUUCCUAGACAGAAUGAUAGCAGGUGUAGAUUUUGCAAUUACACAGGAUAGUAAGGAAGACGUUGUGCUGCAAGAGAACUCAUGGGAGUUUGGGCAACUUGUCCCCACAUUGUUGCUAAUCAUUCCCUUAUUUAGUCUUCUUGAAGGCGCCAUAGGGAUAUUGAAAUCCAAGUCUACUAAUUCUAUACAAGAUGAUACGGCAUCUGCUCUUGAUGAAGCUUGGUUGUCUAAGAGACUAUUGGAGGAGGAACAACUUGGCGGCCUUCCACUUUGCACAGGCCUAUAUGCUGAGCUGGACAUAGUCAAUGCCGUUGAAAUGGUAAAAUUGCUAGGAACUGGGGCCGACCCUGCCGACAUGGAGAACGACCUUGGCUCUAAUGUUCAGAGCUCGCCCAGCACAGCCACUAGACACCAGUCCGGCGUGUAUAGCCGCAUUCUCAAGGGCCAGAGGGCAUCCUACGAAAUCCUCGCCUUUCUGAAAGGGCAAACUGUAGCCAAAGCCAAAACCCUCCCCUUAGGACCCGGUUUGAGGCCUGAGCCAGGCCUGGUAGUUAUCAAGGACCUUAUUUUUGAGCGCGAAUUGGAUACCCAUCGAAUUCCUGCUAUCGAAGAGAGCCCCUACAUUCGGCAGUUGGUAGAUGUUAUCCAUCCCGAAGAUGGGGCGCGGCGCCCGGGGAACCGAAGAAGCUGGUUUUCGAAUGGAUGGAUACUGAUCUAUGGAAAUGCCGGCCACACGGAAAUCUUUCGCACCCAAAUCUUCCUCAACCCAAACAAUGUUCUUCUAUCCAACCUCGAUCAGCCAUUUCCUACCGUCAGAGUAAGCGACUUAGACCAGGCAUUCAUGGAAGGCGUUAAGGGCGGAGAACGCGAAUGUCCCCAAACGCUCGAAACUCGCGCCCCAGAGGUAUGGAAAGGCCUUGAUGCCUGGCCUAUCUCCGACGUGUGGUCCGUUGGAGUAACGCUCGUGCACUGGCUCAUGUCCAAAACUCCCUUUGGGCCCGGCGGGAAAAUAAUCAAGGACCACACUGACGCGUGGUGCAUGGCCAAGCUGAUGAGGCUCAGAGGGCGCUUCGACAUGACGGAGGAGAUGGAGCGGUAUGGCGAAUGGCAGCUAGCGGUUGGAUUGGAAGCCAUGGACUUCAAGGACCCUAAAACGGGUGAUAUGAGGCCUUAUAUUGUGGGAGGAACGCUCGAGGAAGAGUUCGAGAAACUGCCGCGCGAGCUCUGUUCACGAGAGGGCAUAGAGUUUAUUUUAUACCUCUUGGAGCUGGACUGCAAGAAGAGACCGACAGCGCUGGAGGCAUUGGAGCAUCCUUUUAUCAAGUCUAUUGUUACUCGACAACAACAACAAGACCUCAACUAG